Molecule: messenger RNA, 1548 nt
Organism: Colletotrichum abscissum
Lineage: Eukaryota; Fungi; Ascomycota; Sordariomycetes; Glomerellales; Glomerellaceae
Product: cyclopropane-fatty-acyl-phospholipid synthase
Exons: 2
Coding region: 1-1548 (515 amino acids)
Biological process (GO): cellular response to biotic stimulus
Source: RefSeq, a predicted model, not a curated record
AUGGCUGACGAAAAGCGCAAGGACGGCGCGCAGCUUGAGGGUGACAUCACCUUCAUCGCGACCCCUGCCGCGAAGCCCUCCACGUUCAGCACUGGCGAGGACUGCGGUGUCAAGACCACCAACUACCCCACCAUCAACAACCCUCCUCUGCCUGCCGAGGGCCCUGGCAAUGAAUCCUUCUCCAACUGGAUCCUCGGAGCUGUCCUCGCCGGUGUCCCUCUCUGGGUCACCCGCAUCUUCGGCGGCGGUCUCAAGACCUUCAUCUUCUUCUUCAUCCUCUUCGUCGUCCCCCUCCUGAUCGCCUUCUGGACCGUCUCCUCGAGGUUCUCUCCCCGCAUCAACGACAAGGCCAAGCUCCCCGGCCGCCCCGUCGAGCACUACCUCACCUUCAAGAACGAGGAGGACCGCAAGCAGUACAGCGGCCGCAACAAGAUCCCCAUUCAGAAUUUCGCUGAGCUCUACACCGAGGGCCUCGUCGACAUCAACGGCGACCUCCUCGACGCCCUCGAGUACCGCCACGACUGGUCCAACUUUGCCUUCACCUACUCCCUGUUCCGCUUCAUCUUCCUCGAGUUCGCUCCCGAUGUCAUCUUCCACUCCCGCCAGCAGGAUGAGGACCAGAUCAAGCCCACCUACGACAAGGGUAACGACCACUACUCCUACUUCCUCGGUCCCCGCAUGGUCUACACCAGUGGUCUCUUCUCCGACCUCAGCCGCGAGGAGACCCUCGAGGAGAUGCAGGACAACAAGAUGGCCGUCGUUUGCGAGAAGCUCGGCUUGAAGGAGGGCGAGACCAUGCUCGAUAUCGGCUGCGGAUGGGGCACCCUCGCCAAGUUCGCCAGUGUCAACUACGGAGCCAAGGUCACCGGUGCCACCAUCGCCAGCAACCAGGCCGCCUGGGGUAACGACGGCCUCCGCCGCGCCGGCAUCCCCGAGAGCCAGAGCCAGAUCCUCUGCAUGGACUACCGCGACAUCCCCACCAAGAAGUUCAACAAGAUCUCCCAGCUCGAGAUGGGCGAGCACGUCGGUAUCCGCAGACUCACCACCUUCUUCCGCCAGUGCUACGACAUGCUCGAGGACGACGGCGCCAUGUACGUCCAGCUCUCCGGUCUCCGCAAGGCCUGGCAGUACGAGGACUUCAUCUGGGGUCUCUACCUCAACAAGCACAUCUUCCCUGGCGCCGACGCCUCCACCCCGCUCGCCAACUACGUCGGCUGCCUCGAGAGCGCCGGCUGGGAGAUCAAGAGCAUCGACACCGUCGGCGUCCACUACUCUGGCACCCUCUGGCGCUGGUACCGCAACUGGCUCGGCAACUCCGAGACCGUCCACGCAAAGUACGGCCAGAAGUGGUACCGCAUCUGGGAGCUCUUCCUCGCCUGGUCCGUCAUCGCCUCCCGCCAGGGCAGCGCCACCUGCUUCCAGAUGGUCGUCGUCAAGAACCUCAACGCCACCCACCGCAUCGACGGCUUCUCUUCCCAGUUUGGCCUGUCUGGCGCCCUCGCCGCCGCCAAGGCUGCUGGCAAGGCUGUCUUCCCCCGGUCGACGUAA